Molecule: messenger RNA, 2930 nt
Organism: Colletotrichum scovillei
Lineage: Eukaryota; Fungi; Ascomycota; Sordariomycetes; Glomerellales; Glomerellaceae
Exons: 2
Coding region: 982-1593 (203 amino acids)
Source: RefSeq, a predicted model, not a curated record
CCCUGCGCCCAUGUGCUGGCUGUUCCAGUAUGGGCUUGCCUUACAGACUGCGGCAAGGUAACUUCAACCUCAGGCUUGGCCUCUCGUCGAAUUCUAUCACCUUUCCUUAGUUAGGUACCUUAGGUACUGCGUACGGAUACUGCGUAAGGUAAGGCCCCACUUCCUCCCACAUCUUCCGCCAAGCGUCUCUCUAACUCUCUCACUUUUGGCUCCAGCUUCUGCUUCCAGACUCUGCUUCCAGCGGGCGGUUGACCGUCUAUCGACAUUGGGAUCGGUUGAUUGAAGCCAGGUUUCCCCCCUCUUUCCCGGCAUCCAUUCCUGGACCCUGCACCUAGUCACCUAGUACCUAGAAGGAGUGGGAUUUCGGUGACAUUCGACUCUUGCUCUACAUAGUAGUGAACCACCACCCACUGCCACCAGUGAGCGCCGUUCCGCAAGCCUGCAGACGCGAUUCGUCAUCUAACAAACUUCGCCGUCCUCUCUAUCUCUGGACUAUCGAGCGGCCCGCGAACCCCUUGUAUUUCGUUUUUCGUUUUUCCCUCGCAGCCUCUUCUCUCUCCCUUGGACCACGGAAGACACUUGUCUCUUCUUCUUGCUGCUGCUUACUGCACUGCACCUCAACUCCAAGACCAACCGCACCGGCCGAGUCUCGAGUCCCUGAGAAUUCCUCGCCAGCGCCCUUGGAAAGCUGAAUCACUACCAAGAGUUCCGCCUGUCCACAACGUCCACAACACACGAAACCAAGUCCAUAUUGGCAUUCAGUCUCGGCGGUUUCAACACGUGGUCGACAUGACGCGCCUCUAACCAGCAACUUCCAGUCAAGUCAGAGAAUUUCCGAACUUCCAGCUUCCGAUUGCCUCGAUUUUGUUUUUACAACCGAUUCUAAUUCAUCACUGCGACACCGUCCCUGACGCCGUCCCAUUCUCUCGUUUGCGCCCUGCUCUUGCUGCGCCGUUCCUGGACGUUCACAUUUUCAGCGAUAUGGGGGCCACGAACGGUUCUUCCGGCGUCUUCGCCAUCACAAAGACCCGACUUUUGCUAGUUGCGUCGCUGGCCAUCACAUGGUGGUUUGCUCAUCUCCUACCGAGCUACAAGCCUAUGAUCAAGGCAGAGUUCAAGUCGAGAUUGGAUGAGGCCCGCCAGAAGAUGCCCAAGAUCAAGGUUGACUGGAAACCCGACCUGAGCAAAGACCCGAGAUCCAACUACAAUGCAUCCAAAUUAGCAUUGAUUAUCGAGCCGCGCCCUAUCCCGCAUCUCGUACCCCAGCUAUUGCACAUGACCUCAGUCGUGCCUCCCGAUUGGAGGUUUCUAUUCAUUGGCUCCAACAAAAGCGUUGUCAGCGUCGCCCGAAGCUACGGCAUCAAGCACCAGCAGGUUAUCGGGAAGCUCGACUUGAUGGUCCUCCCUGAGCCGUGGGAGAUUGACACCAAGGAACACGUCUUUCGCCUGUUAACCGACAUUCGCUUUUACGAAGAAUUCCUGCCCGGUGUGGAAUGGAUCCUCAAGUUCGAAUCCGACAGUAUCCUCUGCUCCAACUCACCGACCAGUCUCAACGAGUGGCUCGACUGGAGUUGGGCUGGCGCGCCCAAGUAGGUUUCUCGAAAGUUCUCCCUCGCGACCCUCAUCCCUUGCUAACCUCGUUCACAGGACCCCUGAUGAUCGCUUCUCCGGCAAUGGCGGACUCUCUCUUCGACGAGUCUCGUCGAUCAAGAGAGUACUGCAAUUUCAGGAAAGAUACAAUGACACGGAAGCCGAGGACGAAUGGUACGGGAAGCGACUCUGGGUCAUGCAGGGCGAAAAGGUAGCCCACGGCAAAAAGGGUGUUCUGGCAGUAGAAGAUGUCUACAUGGAGAAGCCCAUGGGUUACCACGUGAAGGAUGGCGGCCAGGGAAUUUCCGACAAGGUGUGGAAGAAUCCCACGCAACGGAAGAAGAUUUUCAACUACUGCCCUGAGCUCAGCUUGAUCAUGGAUAUGAAGUUGGAGCGCGAGCGCUGCGAGGGCGACAACAAAGAAGGCAGCAUCGGCCCAACGGACGAAGAGAAAGAAAAAGCCGCUGAAGAGGCCAAGAAGCAAGCCGAAGAAGCUGCCAAGAAGCAGGAAGAAGAGGAAGAGCGCCGGAAAAAGGAAGGUGAAGAAGAGAAGCAAAGACAAGCCGAAGAGGAGCGCAAGAAAGCUGAGCAGGGCGCAGGAGUCACCAAGGCAGAUAUCGAUGAGCUCCUCAGCGAAGACGACAUGCUCAAACUCGACUACGGUGCUGGCGGCAGUGGCGCCUCAGGGUCCAGCUCAGCAAAUGCCGAUGAUGCCGACGCAAAGGCCAAGGAGAUGGCUGCUGCAGCCCAGGCAAAGGCCGCCGAGAAGGCUCAGAACGCCUAAGCCUGAUGGUCGACCGAUGAGAAGAUUGGUGUACACCACCAAAUGCGUGUCCGGGUCCCUAACGGGUCUCGGCAACCUGAACUGACAAUCAACUCUCGGCUCUCGGCGUGCCGAGCCUCAUACUUUGAGGACGUUGAGCAUCUAGUUCGGUACGAUAACAAACAACGCUGGGAAGAAGGCGUUCAAGCUGUUGUGGCGAAGAGCGAGUUGAAGGCAAAGUCCAUGGCCAGAUGAACGGAAGACAGCCCGUAUCGUAGGGUUGUGGCGCUUGGCGAUGACCGAGAAUACCGCAAACAGCCAUGCGGAGAAGACCUACUCGCCUUUUCCAGCGACGUCACUUGUAAGAACAACGAAUGGUCCGAUAAUGGAUUUGAGAGGUAUACCAAUUCCGGAGAGGGAGGGGUGUGGCGUCGGGGCGUACUGGAGUUAUGAACAGCCCAACCUUAUCCAACAAAGUCGCAGCCGGAAUGUCGGCACGUCAGUCAGCGCAGAUCAUGAAGCUGAUAUGGAAUGCUGUUGGGCACAAGACAGCAAUCAAAUGACAUUUCAUUAGCAC